Messenger RNA from Anopheles nili, 888 nucleotides. RefSeq lists its product as uncharacterized. The transcript is spliced from 3 exons. NCBI's taxonomy places the organism in Eukaryota, Metazoa, Arthropoda, Insecta, Diptera, Culicidae. The record is from RefSeq and is a predicted model, not a curated record. Bases 1 to 888 code for a protein of 295 amino acids.
AUGCCACCCAAGGGUGCGACGCUCAAACGGGUGCUGUUGCUGCCAGCGGUACUGCUGGUGGUACUCGCACCGACCACCUCGGCAGAUCCGAUCCCGAGCAUGCCCACCGGUACGGCGUUCUCGUUCAACGCGACCAACGCCCUGCAGCUGGAGAAGCAGAAAUGGAAGUACCCGUGCAGGUCCAGUAGGCCUCAGCGCUCCAUCGGUGCGAUCCCUGACGGCCAGAUCAUCAGAAAGUCUGACGACAUCGCUAAGAUGCGGAAGCUGAUCAACCUGAUGCUGAUCGAGAUCGACGAAUAUGGUACCCUCGCGAAUACGUCCGACAACUGGAGCUCGGCGACUAAGAAGUUCGAGUUCCUGCGCCCGUUCAAUAAGAACAAGCAGAGUUGGGAGCGCCGGCUAUCGGUGUACUGGGCCUCCCUCAAGCUAGUGCUGAUGUUCCUCGAGAAGUAUCCCUGGACCGGGAUCAUCGACAACAACCAGAAGGGGGUGCUCGUAAACGUGAACAAUUACAGCAAAGACCUGCUCUGCUACGUCCAAACGGAGAUGGCGUCAGCAAACGUCACAUCGAAACCACUGAGCGUCAAGAAGAUGUCAGAGACCAUCUCGUUCGCUGUUAGUGACGCGAGCCAGAGCAAGAUCUACAUCUGGUUCAUCCUGUGCCGGCUCGAGUGCUUCAUCCGGAACAUGCGCCAACACCUCCGGAACAAGCACAACCAGGACGGCCAGCUGCGGUGUUGCCGGAAGUGCCCGUACAGCAAGGCGGAGAACAAACGCUGCAAGCUCCACAACCAGCAGCGGUUGCAUAAGCAGCAGCAGCAGCAACCCCGGCAACAGCGGCAGAGAAAGCAACAGCGGCAGAAGCAGCUACAGCAACAGCAGCACUAG